Messenger RNA from Closterium sp. NIES-67, 1054 nucleotides. NCBI's taxonomy places the organism in Eukaryota, Viridiplantae, Streptophyta, Zygnematophyceae, Desmidiales, Closteriaceae. The record is from the annotation of a GenBank genome assembly.
UUAGCUCUCCGCGUUAGAUACAACCACCAUUUCACGCUCUCACUUCCCUUCAUUUCCGCAACAAGAGCAUCUGCCUGAGCAAAUAAUAGGGCCAUGGCUCCUGCAACUUGCACCCGGGGUAAAUUCAGAAGCUCCGUAGCUCGCCAUCGCUCUGCGGAAAAAUCCAUAGACGCCCCUUUCAUCGCUCCUUUCCUUGUAUGCGUGGUGCUCCUCUCUCUAUCCCUCGCCUCCCACUUAAAAGCCGCGGAAGCAGCGCCGAGCUACGCGGCGAUGAAAGCGGAGGUUAAGAAGCUCGCGGCGGCGAUGCAGAAGGUGCCGUCGCACAAGCAGUUCGGCAUCAAGCUCGCGCAAGGACUCAACAAGUACAACGUCCCAUCUAAGUACAGCGUGAGUGUAUUCGCCAACUGCACGGUGCUUGUACCGGGGGACCUGGCCAUGAAAGCCGUCGUGUCCAGAUUCAGCGUAUUCAGACCAGAUCCCAUCUACGGCACCACCAAAUUCGCGUGCCUGCGCGGAUUCCACACUUACAAGAAGCUCCAGUCGCUUCCGAAGGUGCUUCUGCCGACCGCGCAAGGCAUUCCCGUGCGGAAAACGACCGCCAAGAACGAUAAGGUCGUGGCGUUUAAUCUGCGAGGCGGCACGCCGGCCACUAAGGUGACGGUGACCGUCGCGCAUAUCUACACGGGCCCGUAUUUCACGGCGGUGGGCACGGACAAGGUUCUUCUACUGCCGUCGAUGGCUAACGAGGAAGACGAUUAGAAUUCCUCGUCUUGGAAUGUACAGCAAGUGAAGGAGGAUGACUGGUUUCAAAUUACCAGAAUCAGGAAGCACUAAAUAGUGUACUAGGGUGAUAGGCAGUCGGAAUGAGUCACUACAAGCUGGAGGGAAAUAAAAGGUUACAUUGAGAGGAUUGUGCGUCACAGUAACUUACAGAGGGCUCCUAAUCAGCACCAACUGCAGUUAAGAAUAGGAUUGUUUGUAGAUUCGAUGCCACUCCGCUCCUAGUCUUCUCUUCCUUGGACAUCAAUAGAUACUGUUCCAUCAUGGAUAGUGG